Molecule: messenger RNA, 600 nt
Organism: Drosophila ananassae
Lineage: Eukaryota; Metazoa; Arthropoda; Insecta; Diptera; Drosophilidae
Exons: 2
Coding region: 1-600 (199 amino acids)
Source: RefSeq, a predicted model, not a curated record
AUGAUGGCCAAGGAUGGGCAAGUUCGUCGAGUGACUAUAAAGACCCAGCACGGCGUUUUGGAACGACCAGCAACGAAUAUAGCUGUUUUGGACGUCGGCUUGGAGGAUGGAUUCUUGUCGUGCCAGACGAUUGGGCUGAAAAUACUUCUCCAGCAUAUAUGGCGGCUAAAUAUUGACUGGGAUCAAGAGCUGCCCGAGAAGAUUCUGGAAGACUGGCGCCUUUGGAAAACUCUUUUAGAGCAGAUCAGGAUUUUCGAGGUGCCUAGAUGCUUUUCCCCAGACACAUCAGAUCCACGUCAAACGGAGCUCCACACAUUCGUCGACGCCAGCGAGUAUGCGUAUUCUGAUGUUUUCUACUUGCGUGUAGCAAUGGAUGACAAGUUCGACGUCUCUUUGGUGAUAGCGAAGUCGAAGGUGGCACCUUUAAAACAACUUUCGAUUCCUCGUAUGGAGCUGCAGGCAGCAGUUAUGGGAGCACGCUUAGCCCACAAGGUGAUGAGCACGCGCAACCUGCGAAUCGACAACGCCACAUACUGGUCGGAUUCAAAGACAGUACUGCAGUGGCUAACUAUGGACCCCCUAACUUUCAUCAGUUCGUGA